Molecule: messenger RNA, 4007 nt
Organism: Portunus trituberculatus (swimming crab)
Lineage: Eukaryota; Metazoa; Arthropoda; Malacostraca; Decapoda; Portunidae
Product: ubiquitin carboxyl-terminal hydrolase 24-like
Exons: 19
Coding region: 96-3215 (1039 amino acids)
Biological process (GO): protein deubiquitination
Cellular component (GO): cytosol; nucleus
Molecular function (GO): cysteine-type endopeptidase activity; cysteine-type deubiquitinase activity
Source: RefSeq, a predicted model, not a curated record
AGUACUUUUGCCUUGCAGGUACCACAUUGAUUCCCCUGCUUAUUUUUGAGUACCUCUUCCCAGCAUCAAAGUUGGUGCAGGAAGGGGGACUAGGGAUGGAUUCCCUCACUGCUAGCAAAAACUAUUGGGCCAAGUGCACUGGAAAGGAAUCCAGGCAUGCAGCUUAUCACCUCCUUGUUCAGCUUGUUAUGGCCUCACAGCAAAACCUGGAAGCUCUUGUUGAGCAUCUUGUCACCCUUCAUCAUACUCUUAAUCCAGAUUCCCUUAAAGAAUUUCAGUAUGCUCCUGCUGUGGAUGGACGAGGUUCCAGUGGCUUUGUUGGCUUGAAGAAUGGGGGAGCUACUUGUUACAUGAACUCAGUUCUCCAACACCUGUUUUUGAUACCAGGGGUGGCAGAAGAUAUCUUGGCAGUGUGCAGUGACAAGGAGAAUGAGGAUAGUUUGUUCUACCAGCUCCAGAUGGUGUUUGCCCAUCUUAUGGAGUCACAGCUGCAGUACUAUGUGCCAGACAAAUUCUGGAAGUGCUUCAGGAUGGAUGGACAACCAGUGAAUGUCAGAGAGCAGCAAGAUGCAUUUGAGUUCUACACAAGAUUGACAGAACAAGUGGAUGAUUAUCUAAAGAGUCAGGCUAAAGAGAAAGUGUUUGCUCAAAGAUUUGGGGGUGUUUAUUCCAUCCAAAGAAUAUGUCAAGACUGCCCACACAGAUAUGAGAGAGAGGAGCCAUUCCUUGCCCUGAACCUGACAGUCACAAAAUGCCAUGACCUUCAGGAUUCACUUGACCAGUUUGUAAAGGGAGAGCUGCUGGAGGGGGACAAUGCUUACUACUGUGAGAAAUGUAAUCAAAAGAGAACUGCACUUAUUAGAACUUGCGUCAAAACCCUUCCUCCAGUUUUAGUAAUACAGCUGAAGAGGUUUGGGUAUGACUGGGAAGCCUCAAGAGCCCUCAAAUUUGAUGACUAUUUCAAAUUUCCAUGGAUUCUAGAUAUGGGAAACUAUACAGCUGAUGGCCUGGCAGAGCAGGAAGAGGAGCUGAGUAGUGGUUGUGGAAGCAGAGGUGCUACUCCCUCUCCUGAUCCUAAAGAUUCUGAAUCUUCCAUAAACUUGUCAGUUACUGCCACCUCCAGUACCCACUCACCCUUAAAGGCUAGGAAGUCAGGCAUCACCUCAGGCCACACCCCAAAGAUAUCUGCUAGACUAAGACAUAAGGGAGCCAUCUAUGAGCUUGUUGGGGUCAUUGUGCACAGUGGGCAGGCCAGUGCAGGACACUAUUACUCUUACAUCAAGGAUCGAAGAGGGGACUCCUUAACUAACCCAAACAAUGGUCAUUGGUUCAAAUUCAAUGAUACUACAGUAGAGGAAGUGGAUAUGUGCGAUGCACUCCUGGAACAAGAAUGUUUUGGUGGAACAUACAAAGCAAAGGUCUCUUAUGAUUCUUCCAACCCUCUUCCUGAAGACCGUUUAAGGUACUGGAAUGCUUACAUGCUUGUGUAUGAUAGCCUAGAUGACCGAUUGUCUACCCCAAAGACGCCCAAGACACCACGAAUGGGUGCCACCUCACGCUCAUUCAGGGCAUCCACAAGCAGUGCAAAGAAGAGCUUUUCAAUCAGUGGAACUUCCAGCGAGAUUAGAGCACGCUCUAGCUUGUGUGAGCUGAGCCAGUUGCUACAGCAAGGAGAGAGGCAAGGAGUGUUCCGAGAAUACAUGCCUCCACGCAUCAUGUCUGCUAUCACCUAUGAAAACCUCACUUUCCUCAAGAACCGUGAUGUUUUCUGCAAAGAUUAUUAUACCUUUAUUCAGCAAAUAUGUUCUGCUAAUACAGGAAGUGGCCAGUUUGAUGUUGCAGUACCCAUCUCCAUUGAAGUAGUAAGUUUAGGAGUAAACUUCCUGCUCAAUACUUAUCUCCGAACCAAAGACAAGGAGGAUGCAGUGAUUACUCAUUGGGUGGAGAUGCUCAGCUCAUGGGUGAAGCACUCCAAGGAGGCAUCUGGUUGGUGUGUCAAAUACUUUUCUAGCGAAGAUGGUGUAUCCCAUAUCCAGCCUCUGCUUCUGGAGGCUCCUGACAAGAUGACUCGUGGACACUUCAGCAACUUACUGGGCUCCAUAUUCAAGGCUGAGUAUGAACACUGUGGUAGUGUUGACACUCUGCAGACUGUGAUGAAGCACCUCCUGUCCCUGCUUGCCACUGAAGUGCCAGCAGCUAUCAAAACAUCAUAUCACUACUUUUUCCUUCUGUACAAUUACUGCCAGCAGGGCAUACAUCAUUGCAAACAAUUCCUAUCUCUUGGUGGAUUUUCAAGUCUCCUCAGUUUCUUGCUUGGUCCAUCUGACCUUGAGAAGCGCCGCUGGGCCCCUAUGCAGGCUCAGGAGUUUGGACCACUGCAUUCCAUCAUUGCAACCAUAAUCAAUGCUUGUGAUUUGAUCCCUUUCCAGACCACAGAAUCUUCCAGCAACCAGAAGACUGAGGGUGAGGCAGACAAGCUGGUGAUGCCAGUGGAGGUGGCUCAAGUAGUAUAUGGAGCAGAGCAGCCACGUUGGCUAAGAGAGGUUGUCCUUGCAUACAAAGAGAUCAAUGGUAGCAUACCCCAGAUGACAGCAGCACUCAUUGCAACUGCAAAGGAAAAUUCAUCUUUCACCAGAGCUUUGCUGACAGCAGUUAUGAGAGAAUAUUCUAAACCUCCUUCAAACAUACUGAAGGAACUUUCAUCUCUUAUAAUGGAAAUGUUGAGUAUCAGUGAUUCUCUUCAGUCAAGCCGCACAACUGCUGUCUUGGAAGGCUUUGUGUGCUCAGAAUCUGAGAAUGUGAUGGGCCUUUUGGAUAUGAUAGGAAUAAAUAAAGACAGUUAUAGCAGACGAGCUUACCAGUGCAUCAAGCUUGUGGUGGCACUGUCUGCCCGGUGCCCUGUAGCUCGUGACCACCUAACAAGGACACAGGUUCGUUGGCAGUGGGCUGUGGAAUGGCUGAAGGAAAAGAUGGAUGACCACUCUGCCACUCUUUCAACAGCUGCAAGUCUUAGUAAUGAAGACUCCAACACCAAGAACUUCCAGCGGACAACCAGUGCACAGCUAACAUUGGAAGAGGCCACAGCUCUACUAAGUGAGAUGGAAUCGUCAGAGAUGGAAAUUGACUGUGAGCUAUCUGAACUUGGAGACAUAAAGGAGAGUGCAUCAGAGCAUGAAAAUUCACCUUCACAAGACCUGGAUGGAAUUGAUCCUUAAUUCACAUGAGGAAAUGCAUACUAGUUAUUACUUGUUGAAUUGCUGUCUUCCAUGAGAGAACAACCUUAAAAUAAAAAAAAAAAUAAAAUAAAUUUAGGCACAUUUUCUAAUAGUGACAAGGCUGCCAGAAAACAUUGUCAGGUCUUGAUAAUAAAGGAACUAUAAUGCUAAAAUUUGUGAAGUUAUAAUCUUUCUAUUGGCUGCUUCAUGUGGCAAAUGAGUUAUUUUACUUUAUUAAUUCUUAACAUACAUGAAUAAAUGUAAAGAUUUGUGAUUAAAAGUUUAUUUGGGAUCUUGUUUAUGGGAAUUAUUUUGAUUAAUUUUACUAUAGAAAUACAUUAUUGCAUGCCCUUGAACAUACAAGAAUUUUACAGUUUAUAACCAAGUUGUUCAAAAUUAUCAUUGUUGACACCACAAGUGCCAUAAUUUGUUGAAUUAGAGUGAUUAAGUACAUCAUUGUGUCACUGAGUUCAUUGUUUAUGGAGGUGAUGAUGCCUCUUUUUUUAUAUUCUGUCUUUUCUUUUCUCUUCUUAUGUGACUUAUCUUGAGAAAAUACUUCUUGCAUUCUCUUGAGAUUUAUUGGAGGUAAUUGACCAAAGAUUCCUCCCUUUUAAAUGAAAAUGUUAUUUUUAAAAACAGAGGAUUUAUGAAAAUGGUAAUACAACUGUAGAUUAAAUCUUCACUACAAGUACUGAAGAUUUCCAUUGUAUGUACAUACAGAUUUACAUUUUUUACUGUGCAUUACCCACUUUGCAAAUCCUUUGGCCAUAAUAAAGGUACCAAUGCAUAGUA